UAAUGGUGUCGGAUUUUCUUUUGCAGGAAAAAGAAGGGCCAGCAACCGACUGGGAUUCUCAUCCAUGCAGCUAAAGCAACUGGAUUCACAUCGGUGCACGAAUUGUUGGAUAACAAAGGGUCUGAAGUGGUUAUCGCUGCUGACGGUUUAAGAAGUCUGAGCGCAGGAAAUCCUCCCAGUUUGAAAAGGGGUACAGGAGCUUCGAAAAGAAGCCGCAAUUUGGAGAAAUUCCUUGAUGGUCAGGAUGCCGUGCUUUCGGUUGACAGCAAUGCUGAGAAAGAUGAAUCGCUUCUGAAGAAUGAAAGAACAAAGUCAUCAAAGAAGCUAAAAUUUAUAAGUGAGAAUAGUGUUGGGCUUGCUGAUGACAAUGCAAAACCAAAAAAUGGUAAUAAGGAAGCAAAAGACGUAAAGAAAACCUCUGUCAAUUCAAAAGAUGAUGACAUGCAUUCAGGAAGCAAUUUGCCAAGGCCUCCUAUACAAUCAAAUGGAUGUGAAGGUGGUGUCAUAGCUGAGAAAGAAAAAUUACAAAGCAAACCAACAAGCAAGAAACCGGUCUCUCAGAAACAUGUCACUGGAAAGUCAAAUUUUGCUGAAGCCAAAGUGUUAGUUGACACUCUGAACACAAUUGCUAAUGGCAAAAGUCAUCUGAAAGCGGAUAAGUCCAGGAAAUGUGCCAUCAAAAUAAAUCAGCCAGACCAAGAAAAUGUUGCGCCUGUGGUUCCUCUGGGCACACCAUUACUAGAGGUUGCAGGGUCUGAUUGGACAGCUGAGGAUGUUGGAGCAGCGUUGCAAUUUUUGGAAUUCUGCAAUGCCUUUUCAGAGGUUCUUGAUGUACAUAAAGGAGAACCUGAAUGUGUUCUUAGAGAAUUAGCAAGAGGACGGGUUGGGCGCGGUGGACUUUAUUCUUCAGUUGUAAAAUUUCAUGUCAAAUUGUUAUCAUUUAUCCAAAAGGACAUGGGCGAAGAUUCCAUCUCAUAUUCUGUGAAUAGCGGAGACAAAUGGUUGCAAUCUCUUGUUAAAUACAUAGAUGAGAAUGCUUCUGUUUUAAAGAUGUCUUUGGAUUUCUUGAAGAAGGAUUCAUUGUCAUAUGAUAGCAUGGAUUGUUCAAAUAAGCUCAGACUUUUGAAUCUACUAUGCGAUAUGACUCUAGGAACUGAAGCACUUAGAAACUGGAUUGAUGAAGAAAAUAACAAGUAUAUUGAAAGAAAAAAGGAGGCGAAAGAGAAUAUCAUUGCUGCCAAGAAAAAGGGUAAUGAUCUUAAGAAAAAACUAAAAGAUGAUGUUGCUAAAGCUAUGCUAUCUUUAAAAGACAAACCGCUUUCUGUUGCUGAGCAUGAGAAACUCGUUUCUCACAUAAGAACAAAAACAGAGAGAGCUCAUGCUGAGAUGCUUGAGAUGAUGGAGCUAUUGCCAACUAAUCCAUAUAACAGAAGACCAGAUGCUAUUCGGACCGAGCCCAUAUUUCUGGAAGAAGCAUGUAUUUACUGGAAACUUGCAGGCUGCUUUAGCAAUCUGAAACUCCGACAAGAUUUUGGUAGUUGGAACUCUGAGAGACCCAAGGAUAAAUGGUUUCUAUAUAACGAAGAUGAGGAGAAAGCAGUUGAUAGAUAUAUUUCCUUUUCACGGGUGUGCUAAGUUCCUUAUUGUCUUCGUUGAAGCUUCAAUUGCUGCGGAUUUUGGGCCCUCGAAACAAGCUUCUCUUGAUGUAAUACUCCCCAACUCAUGUAACAAGAACUGAUAACUUUUUGUGCUUAAACUGUAAGCUUAUGCUAUUCAAUUUGUUUAACCUGUAAUUUUCAUGCAAUCCUGCCAUAUUUUGGUGUUGGUUUGGACAGUAUCUACAUGAUUGAGAUAUGACAAUCUUAUCUAAUAGAUCGAACUGCAGUUGUAAGAACA
Zingiber officinale is the source of this 1896-nucleotide messenger RNA. RefSeq lists its product as uncharacterized. The transcript has 9 exons. Gene Ontology annotation, biological process: regulation of DNA-templated transcription. Gene Ontology annotation, cellular component: nucleus. NCBI's taxonomy places the organism in Eukaryota, Viridiplantae, Streptophyta, Magnoliopsida, Zingiberales, Zingiberaceae. Bases 442 to 1635 code for a protein of 397 amino acids. The record is from RefSeq and is a predicted model, not a curated record.